AUGGCUAAAAAAGAAACUCUUCUUAAUCUGCAUGCUAAAAGUGAAGAAGCAGCAUUUGAAACUACUGCUCGUGUAUUCCUAACAGCCUACUACAUUGCUAAAACAAAUCGACCCCUCAGUGACCACAAGAGCCUCAUUGACCUACAGCAGAUCAACGGAAUUGAAAUGGGGCAUUUGUUGCAUAGUAGAACAGUUUGUGUAGACAUAAUCAAUCAUAUAGCCACUGAAAUGAAAAAGAGAAUUGUCAACAAAAUCAUCGACAAUAAGGCAAAAAGGACAGUACUUGUCGAUGAAUCGGCUACUCCCCCUGGAAACUCGACUCUCAUCAUUUUUUUGAAAGCAAGAGCCAAGGAAAACUACACCACGGUGUCUGAGUUCACCCUGGUAGGGUUUGAAGGCCAUCCCGAACUGCAAGUCUUCCUCUCUGUCCUCUUCUUGGUUCUGUACACUGUCACCCUGCUGGGGAAUGCCGGCAUGAUCAUCAUCAUCAGCUCUGACUCCAGGCUCCACACCUCCAAGUACUUCUUCCUGAAGAACUUGUCCUUCCUGGACCUCUGCUACUCCUCCGUCAUUGCCCCCAAAGCCCGGCUGUGCUUCUCAACGGGGUGCAGAGCCAUCUCCUACAAUGGAUGUGCUGCCCAAAUGUUCUUCUUCUCUCUCUUUGGGACCACCGAGAUAUUCAUCCUGGCAGUGAUGGCUUACGACCGCUUUGCCACCAUCUGCAACCUGCUGCGCUAUCCAAUCACAAUGUCUAAGAGGACUUGUGUUUGCCUGGUGGUGGGCUUCUAUCUCUCAGGUUGCCUGAACUGCAGGAUCCAGAGAGGCUUUACAUUUAGCUUGUCCUUCUGCAGGCCAGGGAAAAUAGAUCACUUCUUCUGUGACAUCCCCGCAGUGAUGCAAGCCUCCUGCUCUGACACCUUUGCCAGCGAAAUGGCAAUGCUGGCCAUGUGCGGGUUCAUCAUAGUGAGCACUGGCCUGGUCAUCCUUAUCUUCUAUGGUUUCGUCAUCACCACUGUCAUGAGGAUACCCACCUCUGAGGGAAGACACAGAGCCUUCUCUACUUGUGCCACCCACCUGGUGACUGUGAGCUUGUUCUAUGGAACAAUCUUCUUUAUGUAUGCCCAGCCCAGGGCCAUCCUCCCCAGGCAAAGCAAAGUGGUCUCUGUGUUCUACACCAUUGUCAACCCCAUGCUGAACCCUUUGAUCUACAGCCUGAGGAACAAGGGGGUGAAAGAGGCUCUGAGAAAACAACAAACAAAGAAAGGCUUUUUCCACUGA
Chelonia mydas (Green sea turtle) is the source of this 1278-nucleotide messenger RNA. Its product is annotated as olfactory receptor 12-like. Lineage: Eukaryota; Metazoa; Chordata; Testudines; Cheloniidae. Gene Ontology annotation, molecular function: odorant binding; olfactory receptor activity; G protein-coupled receptor activity. Gene Ontology annotation, biological process: G protein-coupled receptor signaling pathway; sensory perception of smell. The record is from RefSeq and is a predicted model, not a curated record. Gene Ontology annotation, cellular component: membrane.